This is a messenger RNA of Brassica napus (rape), 675 nucleotides long. RefSeq lists its product as uncharacterized. The transcript has a single exon. NCBI's taxonomy places the organism in Eukaryota, Viridiplantae, Streptophyta, Magnoliopsida, Brassicales, Brassicaceae. The record is from RefSeq and is a predicted model, not a curated record. Bases 1 to 675 code for a protein of 224 amino acids.
AUGGAGAUUCACAAUGGCAAGUCUAUCCGAUUUUGGACUGAACUGUGGCACCCGCUAGGUAGGUUGAUUGAUCUCGUGGGGGAUAGUGGUCCACAACAGCUAGGGGUUAUGCAGAAUGCUACCAUAGAUGAAGUCUUCGUUGGAAAUGAAUGGCGUUUUCGCAACUGCAGAGAUUCGACCAUUAGAGGCCUGGCUGAGUGGAUUAAAGAGUAUCGAAUUCAUCUAGUUACUGAUGUGGAAGAUGGUUUAACGGAGUACCAGAGUCUAUUCUCGUCUGGAGAGACCUGGAAUCUUGUUCGUACGCAAGGAGAAUUCAAAGAGUGGAGUAAGGCAGUGUGGUUUACUCAAGGAGUUCCUAGAUUCAGUUAUAUAACGUGGAUGGCGGUUAAAUACAUAUUAGCGACAUGCAGUAGAAAGAGAAGUUGGGGUCAAAUACAAGGUUGUGUCUUCUGUGGAGAGCCUGAGGAAUCAAGGGACCAUUUAUAUUUUGCGUGUCCCUACACUUUUACACUCUGGUUGGAGGUAACUGGAACGCUGUUGUCAAAUGGGGCUAGUCCUGAUUGGAACACGACACUGCAGUAUCUUACAGCCAGGUCGCAUGACUAUCUAUAUAUCUAUACUUGUGAGGCUAGUGUUUCAAGUCUCGGUCUACUACAUAUGGAUCGAGAAGAAUGA